Messenger RNA from Parnassius apollo (apollo), 720 nucleotides. The record is from the annotation of a GenBank genome assembly. NCBI's taxonomy places the organism in Eukaryota, Metazoa, Arthropoda, Insecta, Lepidoptera, Papilionidae.
AUGAAAACUAUCAAUAAUCACGCCUACUACCGACUUUUUGGCUACUUCGCUGCACUUGUUUUACAUGGAAGCAAUGGAAUUAUGACGUUUUUCGUGGUUCGAAACAUUACUGUGAAGGAUCCUGAGCUAGAAACAUUAUAUUCUUUACUGUGUGUGUUCAUCACCAUUUGGAAUGUGGUUUUUCAAAUAAUAUACUCAUUUCUAGGAAUCCUAUGUGAUUUACCAACAUCGCUUAAGAUUAAGGAAACGACUCUCACAAAAAACCUAAAAUUUUAUCGUGAAUUCAUAUUCACUAGUAUCAUUUUACCACUCUCUUUUAUAAUAUUUAUCUUAUUUUGGACAAUUUAUAUAUAUGACAGGGAAUUGGUAUUUCCGGCAUUUAUUGACAAAGUUGUGAGGCAAGAAUCCAACCAUAUAAUGCAUACGGCUAUUCUCCCUAUAGUUCUCUGGGAAUUCGUUUUCCUACCCAAAACUGAACCUAAAUCGCAUAAGUGGAAUUUAGCUGCUACUUACGGAUGUUACAUAACUUAUUUAUAUGUAUUAUUCUCAACGUUCGCCCGCUGUGGCUUAUGGCCUUAUCCCUUAUUAAAAAUUUGUUAUGGGUCCAUAUACUUCCCAAUGUUAUUCAUAGUUCCUGCCAUAAUGCUUUAUUUCAUUUACUACGGUCAAUGGCGCGUUAACGCACUUCUGUGGGGUACAUUAAAAGAGAAAGUUUGUUAA